Messenger RNA from Ambispora leptoticha, 225 nucleotides. The record is from the annotation of a GenBank genome assembly. NCBI's taxonomy places the organism in Eukaryota, Fungi, Glomeromycota, Glomeromycetes, Archaeosporales, Ambisporaceae.
AUGGCUUCAUUUAUAUCCCAACCUUUCAAAGCAACGUAUCGGUUUGCUUAUGACCGACCUGCAUAUUUCUGGAGUUUGGUAAUUGGAUUCGUUGGUCCUGUAUAUGUCCUUGUCAUGCCGCCAAUACAAAGGAAAUACGGUCGUGUAAAGCCAGAAAGUAUACCUUACACUUAUCCAAUGCCUAACCGUCCACGUCGACCAACGGUCGGUUACGAGGAUCCAUGA